UAUAAACAAAAUUUUAGUUUUUUAUUAUUUUCCUUCUCUUUCUUUCCCACUCUUUUUCCCGAGAAAAUAUCUUUUUGUUCUACUUCUACCCCACCAAGCGAGUGUUUUUUUGAACACGCACAGCACACUAGAAGGCACGAAACAACCAACGACGACUAGAAGACCAAAAAAUCGUCAAAAACUCUUUAGCCAUUCUGAUUUCUAGGGUUUUUUUUGGGGAGAAAUCAGGGGCUAAGGAGGGAGAAGGAAGAGGAGGAGUACUAGAAGAACCGAUGGCAACACAAGGGCAGGCGUCGAUGGACCCUGCCAUACUGGAUGAUAUCAUCAAACGGCUAACGGAGGUCCGAUCAGCGAGGCCAGGUAAACAGGUGCAGCUCUCGGAGGCUGAGAUCAAGCAGCUCUGUGUAGCUUCUCGAGAUAUCUUCAUGCAACAGCCUAAUUUGCUUGAGCUGGAAGCUCCCAUUAAGAUUUGUGGUGACAUUCAUGGGCAAUAUAGUGAUUUACUAAGGCUUUUUGAGUAUGGAGGUUUUCCUCCUGAAGCUAAUUAUUUGUUUUUAGGUGAUUAUGUUGAUCGUGGCAGGCAGAGUUUAGAAACAAUUUGCCUUUUGCUUGCCUACAAGAUUAAAUAUCCAGAGAACUUUUUUCUUUUGAGAGGAAACCAUGAAUGUGCAUCAAUAAAUCGGAUAUAUGGAUUUUAUGAUGAAUGCAAGCGGCGGUUUAAUGUGAGGCUUUGGAAAUCCUUUACUGACUGCUUCAACUGCCUUCCUGUAGCGGCUCUUGUAGAUGACAAAAUAUUGUGUAUGCAUGGGGGGCUUUCCCCUGAUUUGACAAACUUGGAUCAAAUUAGAAAUUUACCUCGACCAACUGCAGUUCCAGAUACUGGUUUACUAUGUGAUUUGCUCUGGUCAGAUCCUGGUAGAGAUGUUAAGGGAUGGGGGAUGAAUGACAGAGGAGUUUCAUAUACCUUUGGUCCUGAUAAGGUGUCAGAAUUCCUGACAAAGCAUGAUUUAGACCUUGUCUGUCGUGCACAUCAGGUUGUGGAGGAUGGGUAUGAAUUCUUUGCAGAAAGGCAGCUCGUCACUAUUUUUUCAGCGCCCAACUAUUGUGGUGAAUUCGAUAAUGCUGGUGCUAUGAUGACUGUAGAUGAAAAUCUGAUGUGCUCCUUUCAAAUUUUGAAGCCUGCUGAGAAAAAAGCUAAAUAUAUGAUGCCAAAUAAAAUGUGACAGCUGCAACAUCUUUUAUCCAUAGUCUCUUUUAAGGUCAGGGAAAUUGGCUGACACUGAAGAUUGCCAGCCGUUGAUAUUUCUAAACUGUGAGAGUUGAAAGGGUCUUCUUUAUGCUUAAUGCACUGUAGUUGGGGGUGGAAUCUUUUGGAGUUUGGAGGCUGAUGCUUUUGUGGCUUACCAAAAGGCCAUGAUUCAUAAGAAGCGACUUCUUUUUUGGAAUUUCUUUUUGGUCCUUUAAGUUUCUUUCAUAUUCCUGGUGGUCCAUCUGUAUAUAAAUUUGUCCUGGAAAUUCAAAUUUGUGGUUUUUGGGUAUUGGCAAUGAAAUUGCUCUUACAUUUACCACCCAAAA
Manihot esculenta (cassava) is the source of this 1575-nucleotide messenger RNA. RefSeq names its product serine/threonine-protein phosphatase PP1 isozyme 4. Bases 273 to 1223 code for a protein of 316 amino acids. Lineage: Eukaryota; Viridiplantae; Streptophyta; Magnoliopsida; Malpighiales; Euphorbiaceae. The transcript has 4 exons. The record is from RefSeq and is a predicted model, not a curated record. Gene Ontology annotation, cellular component: nucleus; cytoplasm. Gene Ontology annotation, molecular function: protein serine/threonine phosphatase activity.